CCUGACGUUGAAUGGGAACCUAUCCAUUAUCUGCAUUGUAAGGUGGGACCAUCAACUACAAACUCCCAUGUAUAUCCUGCUGGCCAAUUUUUCCUUCCUGGAGAUCUGCUUUAUAACUUCAACUACCCCCAAUAUGCUAGCCAACUUUGUCUCUGCAACCAACGCCAUUUCCUUCUCUGGCUGCUUCCUCCAGUUCUACUUCUUCUUCUCCAUGGGCACGACUGAGACCUUCUUCUUGUCCGUCAUGGCCUUGGACAGGUACCUUGCCAUCUGCAGGCCCCUGCACUACCCCUCCAUAAUAACAGUUCGACGCUGCAUCAGAAUGGGAGCCUGCUGCUGGGCGUGUGGCUUCUUAUACUUCCUCUUGCCUGUUUACCUAAUCUCUCAGCUCCCAUUUUGUUGUCCCAAUAAAAUCGAUCACUUUCUGUGUGACCCAGGACCCCUUAUGAAGCUGUCCUGUGUGCCAUCUCCUGCCACUGAGGUCAUCUGUGCCAUGUUUAACUCUGUCCUCAUGUUCUCCACCUUCCUCUUCAUUAUUAGCUCCUAUGCCCUGGUGAUCAGAGCUGUGCUGAGGGUCCCCUCAGCAGAAGGCCGGCAUAAGGCUUUCUCCACAUGUGGCUCCCACCUGGCUGUGGUAUCCCUCUUCUACGGUUCCGUCAUGAUUGUAUAUGUGAGCCCAACAACAGGCAACCCAGCUGGGAUCCAGAAAAUUGUGACUUUAUUUUAUUCUGUGUUGACUCCUCUUUUCAACCCCUUGAUCUACAGUCUCCGGAAUAAGGAGAUGAAGGAGGCACUGAGAAAAUUAUUCAGAGGUGUGAGAUUUAACCAGAGGCAUGGAAGAAAUGUUUGAAGAACUUGUGAUCGAAACUGAACUAAUGCAUGGAAAAUAAACGAUUAAAAGAUUGGUAUUAACUAAAUGAGCAAGAUAUCUUUUUGAAAGGAGGAGGAAGAUAGCUAUGUAUAAUAAAAUGUUUAUAAAGGUAACUGUAAGAUCCAUUUUUCUGUCCAUUUUUAUCACCAGAGGAAAUUUUAUAUUAAUAGUAUUUUGAAAAUUAAAAAAGGAAAGAAAAAUGAUCAUUCAUCUUCCUGGCAUUCAGAGUUAACAUCAGUUAAUAUUUUUCUGUCCCUGUGUACACACGCGUGCAUAUAUACAUACAGUUUUCCCUAGGUAUCCCCAAGGGAUUGGUUCCAGGACCCCCUUGAAUAUCAAAAUCCCUAGAUGCUCAAGUCCCUUAUGUAAAUGGCGUAGUAUUGGCAUAUAACUUACU
This is a messenger RNA of Loxodonta africana (African savanna elephant), 1268 nucleotides long. RefSeq names its product olfactory receptor 11H6-like. Gene Ontology annotation, biological process: G protein-coupled receptor signaling pathway. The record is from RefSeq and is a predicted model, not a curated record. Bases 68 to 850 code for a protein of 260 amino acids. Gene Ontology annotation, cellular component: membrane. The transcript has a single exon. Gene Ontology annotation, molecular function: G protein-coupled receptor activity; olfactory receptor activity. Lineage: Eukaryota; Metazoa; Chordata; Mammalia; Proboscidea; Elephantidae.